AACCCCCCGGCGAAUGUUUGCCAUGUAGUCAAAGUCCGGGCCUAUUUAAGAGCCGGUGCACAUUUGGUCGCCGAACAUUAGCUCGUGACAAUCCGUGCAAUCAACUUGCAUCAACUCCUCCAGUCCGUCCAGCGUCUCCACUGCAGUUUUAUUUGCUGAUUUUUUGAAAGGCAAAAAAGUCCAAACAACAAAGAACAAGAUGUCUCUCCGAUUGGGUGCUAUCGCCCUCGUCCUGGCGCUCUGCGCCGUCUCCGUCCACUCGCAGGUGUGGGGCUACGUUUCUCAGAGCUUCUCGCUCGUCCGUUCCGACAUCCUCGAGGCUGCCCCCUACGAGCUCGUCGCCAACAUCUCCAACCGAGAUGCCGGAGAGAACUACGAAGAGCGCCUCUACCCCGCCAGCAAAUGGGCCUGCACUGCUCGCACCGUCCCCAAGACCGAGAGCUCUCCGACCCGCAGCAUGUUCGUCGACCUCUUCCGAUACUUUGCCGGAGAUAACUCUGCCAAGAAGGAAAUUGAUCUGACCGUGCCCGUCAACACCUUCGUCCAGCAACGCGACAACGAUGUCACCUACUACGAGACUUGCUUGGUCUUGCCCGCCAAAAUCCAGUCCGAUGCCCCCAAGCCCAACAAUCCGUCCGUUUUCCUGGACGAGAAACCCGAAAUGGUCGUCCUCACCAGACGCGUGAGUGGCUACUUUAUCACCGACACUGCCUGGGAGGAGGAGGCCAUCAGCCUGAAAAAAGUGCUCAAGGAGAAGGUGCCCGAGGCUGACUACUCCAGCUACUACCGCAACGGAUACGACGCCCCCAUGAGGAUAUUCAACCGCCGCAACGAGGUUUGGUUCAGGAAGACCGGCGAGGCCGCCCAGAAGACCAUCGAUGACUACAAGAAACGCCAAGCCGAGAAAAUCGCCGCCGCUCCCGCCGAGGAGGAGAAGAAACCCGUAGCCGAUGAGAAGAAACCCGUAGCCGAUGAGAAGAAGACCACCGAGAAGAAGACCGAAGAGAAGAAAAAGGUCGAGGAGGUCAAGAAGACCGAAGAGCCCAAGAAGGACGCCGCUCAAAAUAGAGAAUAAAGUUGGACGUUUUUGAUUUUUUUUUUUUGUUUUGUUUUUUUCCGAAAUCCUCCUGCCCCCAUCCCCAUAUUAGUGCGGAAGAGAGUGCUCCUUUUUCUCUGAAGGACGCUGCUGC
Daphnia carinata is the source of this 1190-nucleotide messenger RNA. Its product is annotated as heme-binding protein 2-like. The transcript is spliced from 5 exons. Bases 200 to 1075 code for a protein of 291 amino acids. NCBI's taxonomy places the organism in Eukaryota, Metazoa, Arthropoda, Branchiopoda, Diplostraca, Daphniidae. The record is from RefSeq and is a predicted model, not a curated record.